GCAACUGAGAGUCAAGGUGUUGCUACCGUCGUUCUUGUUGUUGUUAUUUUUGUUGGCAAUCAAGGUCCCGGCGCUGUCAUCAUGGAGGGGCCAGAGGUGACAUUUCUAUUCCAAUUUGGCAGUGUGCGCGAUGCAGUGUCGGUAGCUGCCAAUGUUUUAACAUUGAAAAAGCUCAAGGAUUUGGCAUGUGAAUUCAUCAACACGAAGAUACCCGACAGCGGCCUGACAUACCUAUCCGAACGUAUUUUGCUAUUUCGUCACGAUUACAACAGUCCCAAUGUUCUGCACAUCAUCAAUUCAGCAACGGAUAUUGCCGAUGAAACUUUAGUGGAAAUUGUUCUCGUUGCCAGUCCAAUUUUAUAUCCAGCCUCCGAAAUGCCAACCCUUAAACCACACAAUCUAAAUGUCCAUUCGUAUAAGGCGCCAACAUUCUGUGAUUUUUGUGGUGAAAUGUUAUUUGGUUUAGUGCGUCAAGGACUGAAAUGCGAUGGUUGUGGUCAAAAUUAUCAUAAACGUUGUGUGGUUAAAAUACCCAAUAACUGUAAUCGUUCGAAUAAUAACAGUAGCAACAGUUCAAAACGUUCCUCACUGCUACAGCCGCCCAGAAGUCCAUCGGGUGGUUCAACACAAUCACUUAUAUCGAAUGAUGAACAACACCACCACCACCAACAGCAGCAGCAUCACCAACAGCAACAACAACAUGGUGUGAAUCAUGAAUCUGGAAGUUCUCUGAGUGUGCCAACUUUUCACCGAAGUCAUCACCGUUCUUCCUCAGCGGGUAGCCGAAAUGGCCAACAAACAUCUUCGUCCACGGGUCAGUUGAAUAAUGUCGUCGGUAUAUGCGCUACCAGUUUAGCCUAUCAAAAUAUCCGAAUACCACACACUUUUAUGGUGCAUACCUAUGGUAUACCCACGGUCUGUCAAUAUUGUAAGAAACUCCUCAAGGGCCUGUUCAAACAGGGUCUCCAAUGCCGCGAUUGCCAAUAUAAUACCCAUAAGAAAUGUAUGGAUAAAGUACCACAAGACUGUACCGGCGAAAGACAGCUGCAACCGAAUGAUUUUAAUGAAACCUUUACCCCGACACAUGGCACUGGACACAAGGAUCGUGAUAACUUCUUUCGCGAAGAAUUCGACGAUAGUGAUUUCGAUGAGCAAACCUCAAAUGAUCACAUGCGUAGUGGAAUGGCCCACAAAAUGGGUGGACGACCCGGUUCGAUGGGUGUGCGCACCACAACAAAUGCUCAGAAUUCACCACCAGAAUUGGUCAAUGGGUUGAAGAGCAGCGAUAGUGAACACUCGACGUAUCACAAUGAAAAUCGUAGUGCCGGUGAAGGACAAUCUAUCGAUGGACAAUCGGAACAAUCAAGUUCAUCAUCAUCGCCAAGUGCCAAUAUUCCGCUUAUGCGUAUUGUACAAUCAGUGAAACACACCAAGAAACGUGGCGGCCAAGCUCUCAAGGAAGGUUGGCUGGUGCAUUACACCAGUUUGGAUUCAACAGUUAAACGUUAUUUCUGGCGUUUGGAUUCGAAGACCAUAACUCUGUUCAUUUCCGAGCAAGGCAGUAAAUAUCACAAAGAGAUCCCGCUGGCUGAGAUUCAGGCCAUUGAAACGAAUAAUGAUGUUCGAGUGGAUAAUAACUAUUGUUUCGAAUUGAAAACACCCAAUGUUAACUAUUAUGUGGGUCAAGAUCCAUUGGCGGGUGUGCGGGAGGAACAGGCUGUCCGCUUACCACCACCGGAGAGUGGUAUUGGUACAGAUAUUGCCAAAAGUUGGGAGACCACAAUUAAACAGGCCUAUAUGCAUGUUACCAAUACACAAUGUUGUGAAUCUGAGGAAAAUGUCCAGGACAUGGGUCAAUUGUAUCAAAUCUUUCCCGACGAGGUAUUGGGUUCCGGCCAAUUCGGUGUUGUCUACGGCGGUGUCCACAAGAAAACGAAGCGAGAAGUUGCCAUUAAAGUUAUCGAUAAACUGCGGUUCCCAACGAAACAGGAGGCUCAGCUUAAGAAUGAAGUUGCCAUAUUGCAGAACAUUUCCCACUGUGGUGUUGUGAACCUCGAACGUAUGUUCGAAACUCCCGAACGUAUUUUUGUUGUAAUGGAAAAACUCAAGGGUGAUAUGUUGGAGAUGAUCCUGUCCCACGAACGUGGACGACUUAGUGAACGUGUCACGAAAUUUUUAAUAACACAAAUUUUAAUUGCCCUCAAACAUUUGCACAGUCAAAAUGUCGUACAUUGUGAUUUGAAACCUGAAAAUGUUCUACUGUCAUCCGAUGCAGAGUUUCCGCAGGUGAAGUUAUGUGAUUUUGGGUAUGCACGUAUUAUUGGUGAGAAAUCAUUUCGUAGAUCUGUUGUUGGUACACCGGCAUAUUUGGCUCCUGAGGUAUUACGCAAUAAGGGCUACAAUCGUUCCCUGGAUAUGUGGAGUGUGGGUGUUAUCAUCUAUGUGAGUUUGAGUGGCACCUUCCCCUUUAACGAAGAAGAAGAUAUUAAUGAUCAGAUACAAAAUGCGGCAUUUAUGUAUCCUCCUAAUCCGUGGAAGGAAAUCUCCUCGAAUGCUAUUGAUUUGAUCAAUAAUUUGCUGCAAGUGAAACAACGAAAACGUUAUACAGUGGAUAAAAGUUUGCAACACUAUUGGCUGCAGGAUAAACAAACCUAUCAUGAUCUGCGCAAUUUGGAGCGGCAAGUCGGCACGAGAUAUCUAACCCAUGAAGCUGAUGAUUUACGCUGGGCCAGCAGCACGGGUGAUAUGUGACCUGUUAAUGGUCACACAGCAUGUCCCACAUUCCAAAUUAAUGAUAAAAUUCCCGAAUCACCUGAACCGAAACAGCAG
Molecule: messenger RNA, 2829 nt
Organism: Musca vetustissima
Lineage: Eukaryota; Metazoa; Arthropoda; Insecta; Diptera; Muscidae
Gene: PKD
Product: serine/threonine-protein kinase D3
Exons: 9
Coding region: 82-2751 (889 amino acids)
Biological process (GO): protein phosphorylation
Molecular function (GO): protein serine/threonine kinase activity; ATP binding
Source: RefSeq, a predicted model, not a curated record